Messenger RNA from Coregonus clupeaformis (lake whitefish), 1059 nucleotides. RefSeq names its product free fatty acid receptor 2-like. Bases 3 to 992 code for a protein of 329 amino acids. The transcript has a single exon. Gene Ontology annotation, biological process: cellular response to fatty acid; G protein-coupled receptor signaling pathway. The record is from RefSeq and is a predicted model, not a curated record. Lineage: Eukaryota; Metazoa; Chordata; Actinopteri; Salmoniformes; Salmonidae. Gene Ontology annotation, cellular component: plasma membrane. Gene Ontology annotation, molecular function: G protein-coupled receptor activity.
UCAUGGAAAGAUACGGCCACAGCAGACUGGUGCUGGUGGUCUACAUCAUCACCUUCCUGAUUGGCUUCCCUGCCAAUGUUGUGGCCUUCUACACCUUCAGCAAGAAGGUGAGACAGAAAGCCAUGCCCAUCGACAUCCUGCUCCUUAACCUGACCAUCUCGGACCUCCUCUUCCUGCUCUUCCUGCCCUUCAAGAUCAAAGAGGCGGCGGACUACACGAAAUGGAACAUGCCCCACUUCCUGUGUCCAUUGACCAGCUUCGUCUUCUACACAACCAUUUACAACAGCACCUUCUUUCUGACCGCCAUCAGCGUCGAACGCUACCUGGGGGUGGCCUUUCCCAUCAAGUACAAACUCAAAAGACGGCCUUUGUACGCCACGGUGGCUAGCGUCUUCUUCUGGGCGAUCUCCAUGGCGCACAUCAGUAUCGUUUACAUCAUGCAAUACUUCGUACAUCCCAAUGCCACCCGGACAGACCCUUCGGAACUGGACGUGUGUUACGAGAAUUUCACCCAGGAGCAGCUGCAGGUCCUGAUACCUAUCCGUCUGGAGCUCUUUCUGGUUCUAUUCUGUGUACCUUUCUUCAUCUGCUGCUUCUGCUACAUCAACUUCAUCCGGAUCCUCGCUCAGCUGCCCAACAUCAACCCCAAGAAACGUCUGCGGGCCAUCGGCCUAUCUCUGGGGACCCUGCUGGUGUUCAUCGUCUGCUUCGCGCCCUAUAACCUGUCACACGUAGUGGGCUUCGUCAACUGGAAGAGUUCCGAUUGGCGGGUGGACGCGCUCUUGUCCAGUACCGUCAACGCCAGCCUGGACCCCAUCAUCUUCUACUUCUCCUCGUCGGCCCUCAGGGAUACCUUACACCUCUUCCUGAAGAGCUUGGUGGAGAGGGUGCAGGGGUUGUGCUGCUGCCGUAAGGCUCUCUCCUGCCCCCUGGUGUUCUGCUCCAGAAUUCAGAAGGACAGCACGCCAAGCUCCAAUGACAGCUCCUUAUAGUGCACAUGUGUCAAACUCAUUCCACGGAGGGCAGAUGGUCUGCGGGUUGUCACUCCUCCCUUGUACU